Messenger RNA from Sphaeroforma arctica JP610, 2442 nucleotides. RefSeq lists its product as hypothetical. NCBI's taxonomy places the organism in Eukaryota, Ichthyosporea, Ichthyophonida. The coding region runs from base 1 to 2442 and encodes 813 amino acids. The record is from RefSeq and is a predicted model, not a curated record. The transcript has 4 exons.
AUGCCUACAGUACCUAAAAACGAUUCAGCAGCCGCCAAGCGAGUGGUGGGAUCCACCGAGUAUAUACGGUGGCACCAUAUGGAUAGCAGAUAUGCUUUGAAUCGAUUUGGAUCGCGAUGGAAGGAGACCUGGAGCGAAGCAUCUGUUGUGAGUGCAAAGAGCUCUGCGUCGGCAACAGGCAGGGUAAAGGUGUGGAAGAUCACGUUGAGUGUUUAUGGGUUCACAGAUAGUGAUGGAUAUGUAUAUAGUAAAGAGAAAGAACAGUCACCACAGCUCAUAGCGUUGACUCCGCUUCCUGAAGUAGAUGGUGAUGAUGCACCUAUAGGAACACCAAUGCUGAUUUGCGGUCCUACUCGUGCAGCUUUAGCUAGACACCAACUUUUAGUGCAAAACAAUGGACCACGCACACGAUACAGCUCAGACCAAGUACGUGUGGGUGCACCUGACUACUACAGCGAUGCUGUACCACAAGCUGUUGUACAGCAAUCAGAUGCACACAACGAAGAUGUACACAGCAACACACACUCUCUUACACACAGUGCUCUUGCACAACCAACUAUCACUCAUCAUACACCAAUGACACACGUACACACAGAACGUUUAGAAACAACACACGCUCACACAGCACGUGUAGACAACACCCACAUGCACACAGCACGUGCAGGCGAUAUACAGGCGCAUACAUCACGUGCUGACGGCACAGACGCACACACAGAACAUGAUGAGGACACAACCUCAGACACAGCACAUGCUGAAGACACACCCGCACAUACAACACAUACCUCACAACGGUAUCAACCAGCUGAUCUAAGUUCUACACUUGUGCCAGGCGAUGUGAGCAUUGUGAACUUAGCACGAACACUGUCACACUUAACAUUACAUCCUCACAACAUUGCACCGGAUGGUAUACAGCUGGCAGUGCAUAAUGCAGCUCCAGCCUCCGGAUCAUCAGCACAAACUAAUCAACAAGACGACACUCAACCAGAAAUUGACUUAGGAUUGGACUUGGGUUUAGACAACGAGACUCCGGAACAACAACACACACACAUGCACAUGGAACACUUGCACGCGCACACGCCACAUCUAACUCAUCAACGCAACAUGCCCGACAGCCACUUAUCACUCCAUCAAGCACCUAUUAUCAGACCAACAUCAAUUGAUGUCCAUGGGGUGGUUUGGAAGUGGAAGUCUGUUGAUGAGGAUGCCCGUCCAGUCGAGAGACUGGACUGGAAGGUCAUCGCCAACAACCAGACAUUCCGGCCUAGGGAUGGGAUAGCGCGUGAUGCGCUCUCUUACUUUUACGCCAUGUUUCCUCUUGGUCACUUAGAGGAAAUGUGCGCAUUGACAAACGCAACACUCACCACAAGCAAAGACAGGCGGUACGCACAUCAUUUAACACCAGGAGAGCUCCUCAAAUGGUUCGGCCAUUGGCUCAAUGGGGGCCUGCUCCAUUACGUGUCUAUGGAUCGGAAGCCGGAGUCCGGCUGUGAGAUCUGGACUGCUUGCUGCGGGAAGGGUCACUUUUUAUUAAAGUUGGAGCUUGUGCAGUCGGCGGACGCCAGCGAGAGAGAACAUGAAGCUGACCAUCAACAUGGUACAGCGACAACUCUGCGUUUGGUACAGAAGUACUUUGGCAGUGGACGUGCUAUCUAUGCUAAGAUGUUUCCCAUGAAGGUUCUGGGUCGCGAAGAACUGGCUGGAGAGGGACAUUGGUCCUCCAUGGUGACCACAGAUUCAGCUAAUAACCAGUAUAUCGCAUUGGUUUGGUCUGAUAGAAAUAGAAAGUAUUUCAUCAGCACUCAAAGUACUACUAAGCCGGGUACCACCAUCUCUCGUAUGAGAGUGAGAAAUGACGGCAACACGAUUGCAGCUAAAGAAGUGCGUUGCCAGCAGCCCCAGUUAGUAGAACAGUAUUUUAUAUACAAUGAUAUCGUCGAUAGACAUAAUAGACACAGGCAGGAUACGCUCAAUCAUGAGAAAAAGCUCGAGGUUAGAACCUGGCACAAACGCGUUGCUACCUCUUUGCUGGCUAUGUGCAUUGUUAAUGCUUUAUUGUUGUACAACGGGACUCGCACACCAACGGAGAAACAGGUUGAUCAACGAAACUACUAUAUGAUGUUAUCAAAAGAAUUAAUGAACAAUAAUUAUGAGGCACGUGUUAUACGUUCAGUUACAGCCGCAAUUACAAUCCGUCCAGAAGUAACUACUUCUGGGGUAGGCGCACAUGCAACUCCCAUCAAAGAAAUGAAACGAGAAAGGAGAAAGAAUAAGUAUGGGGAGGUUGUAGAAGGUUUGCGUGCUUAUCGGAAGUACUGCAAGUACAGUGGAUAUUUGAAGAAGAAAUGCCGUACUGGGGAUGAAUGUAGUAUGUGUGGUUUGUGUGUACACAAGGCCUGCUUCAUGGCACACCUCCGGGAAUCACAUCCCCACGACGAGGAUUGA